Molecule: messenger RNA, 591 nt
Organism: Dibothriocephalus latus
Lineage: Eukaryota; Metazoa; Platyhelminthes; Cestoda; Diphyllobothriidea; Diphyllobothriidae
Source: the annotation of a GenBank genome assembly
UGGUUUGAACCACUCGUUACGUUGUGGCUGGAGGAGAAUGAUGAGGUCUCCGAAAACUACCUACGCAAUGCGUAUGAGCGAGACAAACGCGACGGCUUCCAACGCUCCAGCGAGCAUGCCCUCUACUCUAACUCAGUGGUCGACGUAUUCACUCAACUCAACCAGUGCUUCGACGUCAUCCGCAAGUUGGAAUGUCCAGAUCGUACGGUGGAAGCUAACUACAUGCAUAUGUUUGCACAGACUGUCGAGAAAGUGCUUCUGGCCUACGCGGACAGUGUUCAAGCUGACUUCCCCCGCUUCAAGUCGGACAUGCGCACAGCCUGUAUCCUAAUAAACAACACACAGCAGCUGCGUGUCCAGUUGGAGAAACUCUACGAGGCCAUGGAGGGUGACGAAUUCAAUCUUCGGGAGGAGACGCGACAACAGCUGACGGAUCUGCAGACAAAACUGAAGGACGUGGUUGGUCUGCUGGUCACCUCCUUCGCAAGCGAGUUUGAGGCUGGCGUUCAGAAGAACAUCCUGGAAAUGGGCAAACUGUUGCAUCGGGUGAGUGUACCACUUAACUGUCUGUGUCUGAGCGGGAGACGAUGA